Messenger RNA from Penaeus monodon (black tiger shrimp), 1268 nucleotides. Its product is annotated as integrator complex subunit 13-like. The record is from RefSeq and is a predicted model, not a curated record. Gene Ontology annotation, biological process: centrosome localization; regulation of mitotic cell cycle. NCBI's taxonomy places the organism in Eukaryota, Metazoa, Arthropoda, Malacostraca, Decapoda, Penaeidae. Gene Ontology annotation, cellular component: integrator complex.
ACCAGCCAAAAACAUUGGGGGCAACAAGCUGGAUUUGAUAAAAGGUAUUAAGGCAGCCAUUGAGGCUCUGACUAAACCUUCAGCAGUUCAGCAUGAAAAGAGAACUUCACUCACUGAGAAUGCUACCAAGGUGCUGAACAAAGGGAGAAUUAUUUUGGUGACCAAGUUGGAUAGUGAGGAAGAGGUAAAAAACAUCAAGGAAAAAUUUCAUGGAACCUUAUUGUACAUGAACAAGAAUGCUGCUGCCACAGAUAAUUUAAUGGCAAUCAAUCACUGUGACCUUGUCAUUCUCAACUUGUGGCCAGAGGGUCCACCAUGCCCUAUGCCGAUCAAAUCAUGGCCAGAUGUGUCUACUAUUGUGUCCUGUGAGUUCACAAACAUCCAGUGUGGGACUGCCUUAGCUCCAAAACUUUGCAAUCUGGUGCUGAAACACUAUGACUUAGCCUCAACCACAGUGACUGGUAUACCAAUGAAAGAGGAGCAAAAUGCAAGUUCAUCAGCAAACUACGAUGUUGAACUAUUCCAUCCAGCAACCCCUCAUGCAGCAAUUUUAAAAGGAAUUCCAUCAGAAACUGCACAUCUUAAGACAUAUCGUGAAGGUACAGAUUAUGAGACAGUAACACUCAAGUGGUGUACUCCUCGCAGCAAUGCUAGCAUGGAAUUGCAGCACUGCUCAUCUGCCUAUAGGAUAACAUCUGUUGAUGUUAAUAGCAGACCUUCUUCUUUGUCUAACAAAUUCUUACUGAACGGACGAUGGGUUAUGUUGGAAAUGCCACGCAAGUCAGGAAGUAAAGUCAUAUCACACAUGCUGGCUUGCCAUGGAGGAGAUAUUUAUAUUCACACUAUGUACACUUCACGUAGUAUACUGGAAGAUCCACCGUCAAUCAGUGAGGGAUGUGGAGGCAGGGUUACUGACUACAGGAUUCCUGAUUUUGGAGAACUAAUUAAAGCAAAUAAAUUAGCCCCAUUUCCAGCACCCACAUCAGAAAGUGAAGAGAGCUUGACACCACUUGAGCGGAGCAAAGAACAACUUAACAGACACACUAAGUACUGGCCAAUAACAUUGUCUUCAACAUCACUUUUCAAUUUGGGUCCUCAGAUUGAACCUCUGGCAGCAUUAAUGCUAGAAGACAAUCUAACAGAGGAUGAAGUGGUUGAAUGCAAGCAGGUGAUUCUGUAUCUGAUGAACAUGGAAGCUCGAGGAGACCCUCUCCCAUCUCCAUGGCAGGGCAGAGAGGGAAGGGAAUGAAACGAGGAGGACCAGUAUA